This is a messenger RNA of Magallana angulata, 5179 nucleotides long. RefSeq names its product von Willebrand factor A domain-containing protein 3B-like. The record is from RefSeq and is a predicted model, not a curated record. Bases 133 to 3822 code for a protein of 1229 amino acids. Lineage: Eukaryota; Metazoa; Mollusca; Bivalvia; Ostreida; Ostreidae. The transcript has 24 exons.
AACUGUUGUAAACAAGAUGGAGGUUGUUGCUCUGUGUUGGCAGGUGGCAUGAGAGAUAAUUUGCGUUAGGCUUCCGGAUUUAAGGGAUCUGACAAAGUUUAAAACAUAAUCGGUGAUAGUGUUUAUUGAAACAUGGUGUAUGAAAGCAGAAAAAACACGUCACCGUCCAAAUUAUUGGCACUGGAUCCGUAUAAAAAGAAUGCCUACUCACAGAAUGUGACCUUUGACAUUCGUCACCUUGACAAAUCUCCUGCCAUUAGGAAUGCUGUGGUCAAGGCUUCGGAUGAAUCGUACGACCCAGAGGUCAGCGCCAAGAAAACCCCAGCCAAAGACUGGGAGCUGGACGUCAAAUCCCUCAUCUCCUCCAAAAAAUGGCUGCAAAAUUACGGCCUCAAGAAAAACCGCUUGACAUUUUUCCAGAUCUUACCAGUCAUUGGAUUUAAACAUAGUGAUGACUUUGAUAAAACUCUAAAGAGACCAGUAUCUUCUCGCUAUGGGACUGGAUUGUUCAGCACGUUGUUUCAUCCUGGGGAAGGAAAAACAUUUAAUAUAACCUGUGGACGAGAAAUGCUGAAGCAGAUCGAGGGAAGACUGACCCAGGCUAUCCACCUGUUCAAUAGGAGACUGGAAUGGCUGACCACCGAGAGCAGACGUCUGUUUGGAGUCAUUGAGGAGAAGGCCAUCACUAUCGUUCUAGACAUCCGCAACAUGUCUCCACAGCAGUUUGACCAAUACAGAAUAGCUUUAGAAACUGUCAUCUAUGAGCAACUGACGCAAAUUUCAAAAUUCAAUUUGAUAAGGUCAGCUGAUGAUAUGCAAAUGUAUCACCCCGAGUGUGUUCCGGUGACCCAUGACACGAUACAGGGAGCAGUUGAUUGGCUGUGGGAGUUGGACAGGUUAGCCUCAGUGUCCAAGACAGCCACAGCUGAAGCAGUGCUCAAAGCCAUGACAGACCAACAUAAUGAAGCAGUCUAUUUGUUCACUGAGGGUAAUUCUAUCGACUCCUGUAAAGAGUUGUUAAAAGAAAAGGUUCAGGCCUGUUCAAGGAAGAUUCCUCUUCACUUAGUGUCCUACAACUGUGAUUCCUCAGAUAUUGUCAGGUUUUUAAGAGAAUUCGCAAGAGGAAUUGGUUCAAAAUUCCAUGCCUAUGCAGUUGUCAUGGAAAUGGACGCCUAUGAGGGACAACCUUUGGAUCCAAAAACAAACAAAGCCAACAUCGUGCUUAAGAAGAAGACCUUUGGGGGUGUUCCCCCAGGGGCAGGGAUGAGGGAGGAUGUAAUGCUGAUCUUCGAAGAGCUGGAGGAGGCCAGAAAUGUCCGCUCCCAGAUCCAGGCCCUCACAGAGCAAGUUCCCGAACCCAAAAUUCAAAUCGAAUCGAAAAUCACUAAAUGGGAUAAAGAAGUCCUAGAAGAGCAGUAUAUGGGAACAAAGGAAUGGCUGGGGAAAUAUGGGCUGAAUGCACGCAAACUGGAGCUGUUUGAUGUCUUAGGAUCCGUGGCUUUUAAACACCAGGAUGGUGCAGUGGACAUAAACAUGAAGCCACCAGAAAAUACUCAAACAGACGCUGUAAAGCACACCAAGUUAGUGAAUGCUAGAUACUGUGAUCGAUUCCCUAUUGUUAAAUGGAGAGAUGGUAGAGUGGUUCAUGUUCAAGUCACCCCAGAACUACAUAGAGACUACGAACGCAAAAUGACAGUGGCUGUCAACUCUUUCCAUCAAAGGAUUGACUGGCUGAACAAAGGGAGCAGGGCCCUGUUUGGUACAGUAAUUGAGGAUCAGAUCUAUAUCCUGAUAGACACCUCGGCCUCCAUGCUACCCAGUAUUCAAUACCUCAAGGAUAAAUUGUUUCUGCUCAUGCAGGAGCAAAUCAGACACAAGAAGAAAUUCAACUUGAUCUCCUUCAACUCCAAAGCCACCGCUUGGCAGAACCGGUUGACGGACAUAUCUGAGCUGAGUCUGAAGGGGGCUUGGAAGUGGAUCCAGGGUCUGUCGUGCUGGGGCUCCACUAAUACCUACGCCGCCCUGCAGCACGCUCUGUCUGACCCAGGGACCCAGGCUAUCUAUCUACUGACUGACGGAAGGCCAGACCAGCCACCCAAAUCCAUCAUUGCUCAAGUACAGAUGCACCACACGGUACCCGUUCAUGCCAUUUCCUUCAACUGCAAUGACAAGGAGGCUAAUGAGUUCCUGUUUGACCUUGCAAAGGCUACAGGUGGAAGAUAUCAUUAUUUCUCUGAAAAAGGCAAAGAUUUUGACCAACCUGAGUCUUGGGAGAGUGAAGAUAUCCGUCUGAUUAAAGAUGAGAUCCAGCGAGGAUUGGAGUCUUUAGACAAGGUAGAAGAGCUGAGAGAUGAAUGCUCCAAUCUCUCCUACAAAAAAGAAUUGGCAGAAAUGAAGAGAUGCAGCAGGGAUCAUGUAAUAUCCAACACAGACCGGACAUCAGCAGUUCCUCCCUUGGACACUAAAGAUCUGUACCGCUCCACUCCAUCCCCUCCCCCCAGGCCAAAGAGUGCCCCUCCAGUCCAGUCCCCCCGAUUCACACCCACUCCCCCUAAAUCAGCUAGACCCUCUGUAUCGUCAGAUUUCCGCCCUACACCAUCAUCAGGGCGACCUCAAUCAGCAAGGCCCCGAUCAUCUCGCCCCCGCAGCUCGAAGUCACUGUCGGCAUCCUCCAAGGCAGGCCUUAGUGCAAAUGAAAAACAGCUUUCCAUAGCACAUCUGAGAUCAGUUUAUAAGAGAAAAAUGAACCGUCACAUUGGUCACACCAAAACAAGCAUGCUACGCACAUUGAACAGCAGUGGGCGUUUCUCACCCAAUGAAUGGCUACUGCCAGAAACCAGAUCUUUGUUUGAGAAACAAGCCGAAAGACAAAAGGAAUUAGCAUUAGUUCUACAGAAAUUCUGUCUAUCACCUGAUCUACUGAAUGUAGAUGAAUCAGACAAUGAAGCAGAGGAAGAUGCAAAUAAAAAGAAAAGGAAAAAGAAAGUGAUCAGGACUAAGGAGAUGUCAUCUAAGAUGUGGCUCAGUAAAAAUGGACUGGUGGCCAGAAAACUGACCAUCCUGGAUGCUCUCUCCCCCACAAUGGUCUCCCACAAAACCAAAUAUGUGCCCAUCCUUGAUAAACAUGUUGUGGCUAAAGUAUUUGAUGAGAUAUUACCAGUAGCCCAUGUGUCAAGUAGAACUAAGAAUCAGAUUACCUUGGUCAACCCAACAGCGGUGGAUUUGAAAGGCUACAAAAAGAAAGUUCAGAAGUGUAUAGACCAGUACAAAGCGAGACUGAAUAAGAUUGUGUGGAAUUCACUGCCAGAGUCAGCAAAGUCUGACUUUGACUCUGUUGAACCUGUGUCAUUCGAAGACAACCGUGUCAAACUGAUGAAAGCCCUAGAUAAUGCAGGCUGGCCAAUCAGGGAGCAGGACAUUUUACUCCUGGAAAAAGAAAUCGCGAGAGGGGAGAAAUACAAAGAGCAGGCUGAGGACUUGAGGCGGGCCUCUGAUCCCAACAGACAGGAGAGUUUCGACGACUUGUUGAAAAAUCGUAGCCGAGGGAGUAGUGUGAGUUCCUCAUCCAGAAGCAGCAGACGCAGCAGUGUUAGCAGCAGAAGCAGCGCAAGCAGUGGAAGAAGUAGAAGCAGUGGAAGCAUGCGUUCUCGCGCCAGUCCAAUAAGUCCCAGCAGUCCGAGGAGUCGCACCCUUAGCAUAAGUCCCAGUCCAGGUCGGAGUAACAAGGAAGACGAUGAACUGAAUGUAUACGAAGACAAGGCUAGCGUAGCGUCCAGUUUGAACGCUUAUUCUCACCGUGACGAUGAGGUCAGUCCAAAAUAACGUAGUCCUGCAUCCAAUAGUGACCUUGUUUAUGAAGUAUUAUUAUACAUACAUGUAAAUGCAUGGAAUCUUGAUAUACACUUGUACUCUGUAUAUUAUACAUGUCUGUGUACAGCAUGGGCUUCUGCUAUGCUAUAUAUACCUAUAUCUAGCAGCUGGAUUGUUACAUGUACAGCAUUUUAGUAUUACGAUCAUUCUACUGAAACCUGGACAUAUAUUUUGAUAAAAAGACAUUGUUUCAUAUCGUAUAUGAUGUUAUGGUUGUUCAAACUCAAAUUGCUCAAGCUUUGUGGAAAAUUUUCUGUUCCAAUUUUCUCAGAUAAAAAAUCAUAAUGAUUAUGACAAAGGUAUCCUGAGUGAAAUGAGUAAUCAAAAGAGAUAAGCUACUCAGUGGUACCACGUGUCUUAAUAUUGAUCUUUAUAAAUUUUUUAAAAAGAAAAAUCAAAAGACUUGAAUCAUUAAAUUUUUUUUUUUCUAAAUUCAUUAAAUAAUUGGUCAAUCAUCAGAUAUACCAUAUACAUAAAGAAAAAGAGAAACUGUAAAUAUUAGAAAAAUAAUUCAUUAGAUAUUAGGAAAAUACCUCUGUUUCUUGAGUUGUAAUUGUCAAUUAGGACUUGAAUUUAUGACAAAUUGACAUUUUGAUCCUGUAGAAUUGUAAUUGUACCUGUACAUGUAUUUCUGUGUUAAGGUUGUUAUUUUGUAUAUAUCAUGCAGAAAAAAUGAAUGAAGUUCUCAUGCGGAGUACCCUAUAUAUACAUGUAUGUCAUGCAUGCCCAGUAGACGGACUGUACUAGUCGCUUUCAAUCAGUCAGUAUUAUGUUUAUCCAAGAGCUCAAUUUUGCAGAAUGGGAUUUUCUUCCCGCCAGACAUAUCCACAUGUAUAUUUGUAUGAACAUGGAUAAUGUUAUAUAGCAUAAUGAUCUGCAUGUUUUAAUGGUUUAACCUGUGAAAUGUUUAUGUAUUGCAAAGUUUGUGGAAAAUGCACCUGGACUGUGAUAGAUUUUUAUGUUUAUGUAUAUGUAGACUUUUCUAAUUAUUUAUUUUUUUUUAGCUGUAAUAAUCAGUUUUUGUUCAAUGUAUAUUUUCUAUAAUGGGAACAGUAGAAAGGUUUAAAUAGAUUUUUUGUUGAUUUUCAUUUUUUUUAUUGUCCUUCCAGUUUUCUCUUAAUUGACUUUACUUAAGUUCUUAUAUAUGUCUCUUAAAGUUUGACCUAAAGUAAAGUUUUCUGGGAAAUAAUGAAAAACGUGAUUAUUAUCCUUAUUUUCAGUGUUAGCUUUUUAUUGUUGUUGAUAUUCUACAAACUGAUGUAGAUGUGUCUAUUUGCACAGUGCAUAGAAUAAAAUUACAGAAAAAUUA